Messenger RNA from Polistes canadensis, 1330 nucleotides. RefSeq names its product odorant receptor 46a, isoform A (gene Or94a). NCBI's taxonomy places the organism in Eukaryota, Metazoa, Arthropoda, Insecta, Hymenoptera, Vespidae. The record is from RefSeq and is a predicted model, not a curated record. Gene Ontology annotation, molecular function: olfactory receptor activity; odorant binding. Gene Ontology annotation, cellular component: plasma membrane. Bases 1 to 1149 code for a protein of 382 amino acids. Gene Ontology annotation, biological process: sensory perception of smell; detection of chemical stimulus involved in sensory perception of smell. The transcript is spliced from 5 exons.
AUGGAUAUUUUACCAGUGAAUUUUAAAAUUUUUACUUUUUGUGGAAUUUGGAGAGAACGCGACGACUUGGAUAUUUUUAUGCGUUUAAUUAAUUUUUUUCACGGAUCGAUGGUAAUAACGAUAAUAUUUUACUUCACUUUAACCGAAUUAAUAGAAAUAAUCGUUUCCCGUAAUGAUCUCGAGGAUGUGACUGAGAGUCUUUUUAUGGCAUUGACGUUUCUCGCAUUGUGCUUCAAAUUGCUUAACAUUUUAUUUAGGAAGAGAAAAUUAUUAAUUUUAUUGAACCUAUUACGUGAGAAAAUAUGCCGUCCGAGGAAUGUAACGGAAGAAAAGAUUUUGGAAAGCUAUAGUCGCAGGGGUACGAAAUAUAUUUGUUGGGAGUAUAAAAUAUUAAUAAUCGAAAUGUGUCUACGCGCCAUAGCUAAAUGGUGUACCCUUAGCUUCAUGGCUUUGUCUGAAACAACAGCAGUGGCAUUCGUACUUGCUCCUAUCAUGGAAUUGCAUCGUUCGAACAGAGUUUUACCAUACAAUACUUAUUUGCCGUAUUCCAUUGAAGAAUUACACGCCUAUUUGGUAACAUAUUUGAUUCAUACUGUAUCCAUUAUUUACGGAGCACUUCUAAACGUAUCCUUCGAUUCUCUCGUAUACGGUUUGACCCUUCACGUUUGCGGACAAAUUGCUAUUCUAAGCGAGCGUUGCACGCAAACUCUUAGGGAAGGUAAUUCGAAUGAAAUAAAAGAGUGCGUUAGACAUUAUGUAUUUAUUCAUGGACUCGUUAAGAGAAUAGAAUCAUUGUUUAUUUGGACGAUCGCUGUUUUAUUCCUUUUCAGUUUGAUCACUCUUUGUACCACCAUCUUUCAAAUGUCAAAGAAAAAUCCUCUGACAGUAGAAUUUUUAUCAUUCGUGUUAUAUACCGGUUCUAUGAUGUUUCAAAUAUUUUGUUAUUGUUGGUACGGCAACGAGCUUCGAUUAAAGAGCAAAGAAAUUUCCGAUGCUAUUUAUAAUAGCAAGUGGAUUAUGUCGACUCCGAAUAAUCGUCGAAAUUUACAAUUAUUAAUGAGAGUCAGUCAAAAAGAAUUGACUCUUACAUAUCAUCGAAUAUUUUCUCUCAAUCUUGACGUUUUUACAUGGGUGAGGAAACAUCGUUAAUAUAUAUUUGUAUUAUUAUAUAUAAUAUUGUUAAUUAUUACAGAAAAUAAAAGAUUCAUUUUUCACAGAUACUGAAAACAUCUUAUUCGUCGUUUAAUAUUCUUCAAAAUAUAUCGUAUUAAUGUAUCGUUUAAUCCUUUAUUUAGAAUUAUUUAUUUCUAUUUAUGUAGUAUCUCGUUUA